AUGAAACAACUUACGACCGCAUUCAUUCUCUUGACAGGCCUUGCAUGCAAGGCCGAUAGUUUGAGCAAUAGAGGAAUGGUCUAUGGAUUUGAGGAUCUUACUCCAUCUGCCAAUCUCACGUGGACUCCAUGUUUCGACGAUUUCAGGUGCUCUAAGCUGGAAGUCCCAUUGGACUAUUCAAACCCUAGUCUUGGCAAGACGUCGGUCGCCUUUAUGAAACUGUCUGGGAAGAAUGCCACGACCCAAUCGCCGAGCAUUGUACUCAUCCCUGGCGGUCCGGGUGGUUCUGGCAUCGACAUUCUUCUUACAUCUCGGUCCGUGGUAGGGCAGAUGUUCGGGGAGCAGUAUAACGUCGUGUCUUUUGACCCUCGCGGAGUGAACAACAGCGGCUUGAACUUUGACUGCUUCCGUGGGAAUGCAGAGGCAAGAACGGCAUUUAAUCGACUGCAUGCCACAAGGGCUACCAACGUCUCGUCAGAGUCUCUUCAAGAGCAGUAUUAUUCAGCUAGUAUCUACGGCGAGUGGUGCAACGAGGCCGUGGCGAACGAAGCACCCCACGGAUACUACGUCACUACACCUGCAGUUUCCCGAGACUUGCUCACAUUUGUCGAGGCCGAGGCCACACUGGCCAAUCAGCCAGAGUCAGAUGCUAAAUUAUGGUCUUACGGUAUGAGUUACGGCACAGUCAUUGGAGCGACCUUCGCCGCUAUGUUUCCCGACCGAGUUGGGAGAAUGAUACUCGAUAGUGUUUUGGAUGCCGAGCAAUACUAUGACAAUAACUGGAGGGACGUCACGGACCAAAUGGACGAGACCAUCGAGAAAUUCUCUAGCUUGUGCCACUCCGCGGGCCCUGAGAAGUGUUCCUUCUGGGGACCAUCGCCGACUGAUAUCACAGCUAGAUUGGACCGGAUCAUCCUUGAGCUUCAGAGUCAUCCAGUGGCUGUAAGCAGAGCUCAAAGUCAAGGGCUACCAAAAAUGGCCACCUAUUCAGACCUAAAAGAUUUUAUUUUCACUAAUAUCUACACGCCACUACUAGGCUUCCCAGCCAUAGCCGAUGUACUGCAUCAGCUAGAGAACGGCAACGCUUCGGCUCUCGCGGACGUGUCCGACGGACUAGGCAUAGGGAUCGAUGCUGGUUUUGUUAUUCGAUGCGUUGAUUCAUACCGAAGAAACAAGCUCGCUACCAUUGAGGAGUUCAAGGACUACGUCGAAUACAUGGUCUCCACGAGCAAGUACACCGGCGAUAUCUUCCCCAUAGUCGCAGAAAAUAUCGUGUGCAGAUCAUUUCGGCCGCAAUUACCUGCUAGUAUGGACAUUCAAAACCCGAUGGGCGAAAUACAAAGACCUACGGCCUUCCCGAUUCUAGUCACCAGUAACACGGUUGACCCAGCAUCACCCGUCAAGUCGGCCCGCAAGUUGUCUGCUCGAUUUCCAGGAUCGGUCCUCCUGCUGCAAGAAGGAGUCGGGGUAAGUCAAUUCUAA
Messenger RNA from Clonostachys rhizophaga, 1482 nucleotides. NCBI's taxonomy places the organism in Eukaryota, Fungi, Ascomycota, Sordariomycetes, Hypocreales, Bionectriaceae. The record is from the annotation of a GenBank genome assembly.